Messenger RNA from Cataglyphis hispanica, 1107 nucleotides. It is a transcript of the gene Unc50, whose product is annotated as protein unc-50 homolog. The coding region runs from base 165 to 968 and encodes 267 amino acids. The transcript is spliced from 6 exons. Gene Ontology annotation, cellular component: Golgi membrane. The record is from RefSeq and is a predicted model, not a curated record. NCBI's taxonomy places the organism in Eukaryota, Metazoa, Arthropoda, Insecta, Hymenoptera, Formicidae.
GUGCACGAGAUUUUUAAGCUGUUCAUAAUACACUGAACAUAACCUAGAAUUCGAUUCGCGAAUGACGUUACGAAUGCGCUUAUAGCUGAAUGCUACGAAAUAAAUGUAUAUAUGAAACAUUAAGAGAGUAACGCGAGAAAUCUUUACGUAAAAAAGCAUUAAAAAUGAAGUAUUCUACUUCGCCACCGGCAAGUCGAUGUCAUUCGCCUGUUCCGACAGAAUUCUCAUCUUCAUUGCCAAUGCCAAUCGUUUACAGGCAUAAUUGUAUGGGUGCUGCAACAAAAUGUUACAAGUAUUUGAGAAAACUUCUAAAAUUUGAACAAAUGGACUUUGAGUUUGCUGUCUGGCAAAUGAUAUUUUUAUUUGUAGCACCGCAGAAAGUAUAUAGAAACUUCCAAAAUAGAAAACGAACAAAAUCACAAUUUGCAAGAGAUGACCCUGCAUUUUUAGUGCUGGUUACAUGUUGCCUCUGUGUGUCAACCAUUGGUUUUGCUAUAGUAUUAAGCUUGAGAUUCUUCCAAUUUGUAAAGUUGUUAUUUUAUAUGGUUUUCAUCGAUUACAUAGCUGCAGGAUUAUUAAUAGCGACAAUAUUUUGGUUUAUAACCAAUCGAUAUCUCAGGAUAGACAGAACGCAAGAUGUUGAGUGGGGCUAUGCAUUUGAUAUCCAUUUAAAUGCAGUAUUUCCUCCUUUAAUUAUACUUCAUAUCUUACAAUUAUUUCUAUAUAAUGCUUUGAUAAACAAUGAUACUUUCUCUGCACGAUUAGUUGGAAACACUUUUUGGUUUAUAGCUGUCGGUUAUUAUAUUUACAUUACGUUUCUUGGUUAUGCAAAUAUUGAAAUACUUCAUAAAACGCACUUAAUAUUAUCCACAUUACCGAUAAUAUUGUUAAUAUAUAUUAUUACAUUAUGCGCGGGAAUCAACAUUAGUUACUUAGUUAUGGAAUUCUAUCGUUAUCGGGCUUUAUAAAUACGUUUUGUCAUAUGACGGCGAGGUGUCAAAUUUUUAUUAAAUUCGUCUCUUGCAUUAACAUUAAAAUAAUCUGGUUACAUUCAAAUGCGAUAAAAUUUGUAAUAUUUUUAUUUUGCAUUAAAUAUAUUUUUAAUAA